AUGGAUGGGCUGCUUUUAGACACAGAGGGCAUGUACACGGUGGUGCAGCAGCGGCUGGCGCAGAAGUUUGGAAAGGAGUUCACCUGGGCCCUAAAGGCACGCAUGAUGGGCCUCAAGGCCAUAGAGGCGGCUCGGGUGCUGGUGGAUGAGCUCGAGCUGCAGGGCCAGCUGACUCCCGAGCAGUUCCUGGCAGACAGGGAGGAGGCGCUGGAUGAGAUGUUCCCCACCGCGCAGCUGCUGCCAGGCGCGGAGCGCCUGCUGCGCCACCUGGCGGCCUGCGGGGUGCCCAUGUGCCUGGCCACCUCCUCCCACCUUCGCCACUUCACCCUGAAGACCACGCUGCAUGGGGAGCUGUUUGAGCUGUUCAAUCACAGAGUGACAGGUGGGCGCGACCAGAUCAGCAGCGGGAAGCCCGCGCCAGACAUCUUCCUGCACGCCGCCGGCCUGUGGCAGCCGGCGCCCGACCCCAGCUGCUGCCUGGUGCUGGAGGACGCUCCCAGCGGGGUGGCGGCGGCCAAGGCAGCCGGCAUGCGGUGCGUGAUGGUGCCGGAUCCAAACCUGGACCGCGCGCUGUGCGGCGGCGCGGACCUUGUUCUGGAUAGCCUGGAGCAGUUUCAGCCACAGGCAUGGGGCCUGCCGCCGUUCCCCGCCGAACGAUACUCAACACCGAGCAUUGCAAUUGAGUAA
This is a messenger RNA of Chlorella variabilis, 687 nucleotides long. RefSeq lists its product as hypothetical. The transcript has 5 exons. The record is from RefSeq and is a predicted model, not a curated record. Gene Ontology annotation, molecular function: phosphatase activity. Bases 1 to 687 code for a protein of 228 amino acids. NCBI's taxonomy places the organism in Eukaryota, Viridiplantae, Chlorophyta, Trebouxiophyceae, Chlorellales, Chlorellaceae.